Durusdinium trenchii is the source of this 1065-nucleotide messenger RNA. Lineage: Eukaryota; Dinophyceae; Suessiales; Symbiodiniaceae. The record is from the annotation of a GenBank genome assembly.
AUGAUGUUAUAUGCAUCAACCUUGGUGUCAUACACAUGCGUCAUAGUUGUCCAGACCUGCAACCUUUUCAUGGCAAAACGCGGAUUCAAGCUCUUUGCGCUGGCUUUGUCCAUUCUAGUUGGCAGGUCUUUGUUGGCUUUGGUUGAGAUACCACGAACGACGCAAGACAGAUACAGGCGUCCAAGCAAGACUGCAAGGCCAGUAGAGCCUCUUACUUGGGCAACAUAUUUGGACCCAAUUGCCAGUGCUGUAGGGGUAUCAUUGACGGAUAUCGGAAAGCAAGUUUUGGAUGCAAGCAAGAAUUUUCGCCCGAUUGAAAAGGUGAAACGAUUGGAGAAUGUCAACGAUGCCCACCAGCACGCCAUACUCCUUGCAAAGAAACUGAUGGAUAGAGCCAAGACGUCACAGGAAGCCCGAAACAUCGUUGUGCCCAACAUCUCAUUGCCACUCAUCCCCGUGAAUGGCACAGAGUUUCAGCAUUUGGUGACAAGUGUGCUAUCCGAUGCAACCUCCACGGGAGUCUCUUCGAUUCAUGCUGAACCAGGCACGGGCAAGUCCGUUGCCGUAGUUUUAGCCAUGCUGACAUGGGCAAAACACAACCCAAAGUGCAUCACUGUCUUGAUACGAGGACACCUGCAACUGCUCGAAGAUUUCUUUAGAGUUAGCAAGGAAGCCUAUGUGACAGCUGUUGCAGAAAACUUUUUUCCAAUCUUGUCCGAUGCGGGAUUUCGCGUGCAAUUGGUUCUUGACAACAUCUUUGACAAGGAACUCGGUGAGGGUGGGAAGAUGCUGAUGAGCCUUGCCCGCGCCGCCUUCAAACAUGGACAAGUGGUAGUCGUCACGCAGACGCGUGAAGUCGCUGAGGAAGUUGGUUUGCUCAAUGGGGCACGAACACGUGUAUCGCCACACCAGAAGUGCAAUGUCAGCGAGUACAGGUGGAAUAAGAUGCAGGCAUCCAGACUCCUCCUGCAUUUGAAUGCAACUGCAAAGCUGAACGACAGGAGAAAGUCCCGCAAAACAAGGUGGUGGCACAAGAUGUUACACGCAUUCAAGAGAAGCACCUAG